Salvelinus sp. IW2-2015 is the source of this 4305-nucleotide messenger RNA. The record is from RefSeq and is a predicted model, not a curated record. NCBI's taxonomy places the organism in Eukaryota, Metazoa, Chordata, Actinopteri, Salmoniformes, Salmonidae.
AAUGUGUAAUUCGCACUCCGACCUGAGAAAGGCAGCGAUACGUAAUACUGCAUCUCGUCUGCCGGAAACGGACAAGAACAAUACGAAGUAGGCGGGGUUUAUGAACUUGGAGGGAACUUCACAACAGGAAACCAAGAAAGGAAAUCUAAGAUGAAAUGUGUAUUUGUGUUUAUCAAAUUUGCAAAACAUAAAUAAAUAUACGAAGCCGAUCAAUCUCAAUUAUAUUGAAUCCGACGUGCACGAGAACUUCGAUUGCAUGCUUUUAGUUCGGUAGCUAACGUAAUAGCUUUGAUGACCAGACGAAAUAUUGCAAAAGUACGCUAGUCAUGCAGCAUCGAAGCAAGACCAGUCUGGUAACACAGCUGUGCAAAGCUGUGAAUGAUGGAGAACCAAGAUCCGUGCAGAUUCUUCUCGCACAAGGAGCAAAUCCAAAUCUUGUCGGAAGCAAAGGUGUUGCUGCUGUGCAUUUGGCAGUUGGCAAAGAGACUGAGAAAAGUAUACGCUGCCUGAAGUUAAUUCUACAACAUGGGGCAGACCCCAACAUCAGGUCUUCGGAUGGCUUGACACCCCUGCACGUAGCUGCAGUAUGGGGUUGCUGUCAGAAUCUCAAACUGCUGUUAAAGAAUGGAGGGAACGCAAACUUAAAGGAUCAGGAAGGGAACAAACCAGGUGAUCUGGCACAACAACAGGAGAACCACAAAUGUGCCCACCUCCUUCAGGAGCACCAGUCUCAGUCCUCGGACACAGAGGAAGAUCUGCCUCAAUUCCAAUACUCUGUUUACAAUGGCCAAGGUGACGCGUCAAGCUACACUGACUCCGAAGACUGUAGUGUUAUCUCUCACAGCAUGUCCUUGCUGAGUGACUUUGUGGAGGGUCCACUGAGUAGCACGCGUCAGACCUCAUUCUUUGAAUUGUCUGCUAUUAGCAACAGGCACAGUUGGAGAGGAGGAUCCCAUUCAGGGGCGUCUGAUUAUAAAUCUAACCCUCAGGUGCGCCACACCAAUGAGUGGGACAUGGACUCUGACUGGGAGCCUCCAUCAAUGUUAUCCAGCACUCGUAUGUCCGUCGCAGGUCCUAGAGCCGCACUUCCUGUACUUCAGGAGGACGUACCACUCACUGACUGCAGUGCGCUGCAUCUGCCUGUAAAUGGGAACAGACUCUCUCCUCAGUUGGACCUCCUCCCGCCUUGCUUUUCACGACGCACGAGCCGCAAGAGUGUGAGCUUCAGAGAGGAAGUGGACGAAUACUUCCCUGUUUUUAGUUCAGAAUCUCUGAGGCAGGAGCCAGCGGGUCAGGGUAUUGCCUACUCUAAAGACUGUACUCUCGACUUCUCUGAAUACUCUGAGUUCCUGGAUCCAGAGCGCAUGGCCACCGUCCUACAUCACCAGGGGAUCGACGUCACGUCCCCUGAACAUGUGUUUGUAUUCUCCAAGGAUAAUAAUGAGUGCACUGAGAUUGACAUGGAAAAAACAGUUGUUGGACACUUCCCAUUUGAGGAAGAGAACGGAGAAGUGGUUGAGAACCAGGUAGAAGAAGUGAAGGUCCCUGAACGAGCGUUAUGUGUCUCUGCUAGCAGCAGCAGUAGCAGCGGAGCCAGUAGGUACAGCAGCUGUGAUAGUGACCAUUACAUUACGACCCUGGAGGCGUCCCCCAGGCGGGUCUCACCCUCUGACGAGGAGCGUAAAGUGAGAAGCAGAGGUGUGGAAGACGACAAACACACACAAAAUCCAAUGAACACUAACAAUGUAGAUACUGAUGAAACUCCCAACAGCUCAAAGAGGUCAAAACCAGCCAUGGUAGAACUACCAGGCAUGGUAGAUAACCUUACAUUGACUGACAAAAUAUCUCCAACCAAAGGUCCAGGUUGUGAAGAGAUAUUUCCAGAUGCUGUCUUAGCGGGUAAUGGUGAAGAGUUGUCAACAAGACCGACUGAAUGCACUCCCAGGCCGACUGAAUGCACUCCCAGGCCGACUGAAUGCACUCCCAGACCGACUGAAUGCACUCCCAGGCCGACUGAAUGCACUCCCAGACCUGGUUCUACUCAAGCAUUGGAGGAGGACCUGCCUCUGACCCCAAGUCCCUUUGUCACUGGUAGGACGCACUCGCGGCUGAGUCGUUGCUCGGUAAUUAGCAGCAAGACCCCCGAGAGCCUCCUCUCCACCUCCUCGCUGUUUGAGCAGACCUUGCCUACGCCGACACGCACACGCCGCCAAAACAUCAAGUCGCAAGGCAGCGACAACGUCUUUUACGACACGCCAUGCGGUCGUAGUCGCACCCCAGUCUUUUCUGGAAACAGGACAGGUAGUACUUCCGGGGACUCAUUUGUCAUCUAUGAGAGCCAAGAGCCUCAAUCUAGCACUCUCAGAGCUGACAGAGGUCAAGGGUCAUAUGUCAGUGCCAGCCAAGCGGACACCCUCAUCAUCGCUAAGGACGACAGAGGUCAAGGGUCAUAUGUCAGUGCCAGCCAAGCGGACACCCUCAUCAUCGCUAAGGACGACAGAGGUCAGGGUUCUUGUGUCAGUGCCAGCCAAGCGGACACCCUCAUCAUCGCUAAGGACGACAGAGGUCAGGGUUCUUGUGUUAGUGCCAGCCAAGCGGACACCCUCAUCAUCGCUAAGGACGACAGAGGUCAGGGUUCUUGUGUUAGUGCCAGCCAAGCGGACACCCUCAUCUCUAAAACCAUGGCCGACGCAGUCAUCAUAACUCCAAGUUUAGCUGACAAAUUCUCUUUACUGGAUCGUUACUUUUUAAAAAAUCCUCACAAAGAGACUUUACCCACUAACCUGAGAAAAGAUGUUCUUGACGGUGGUGAAUUUCUAACCGACGAUUUGUCCAGCUCCAGUGAUGCAGUGACCAAGGAUGGGACAGUUGGUAGCUUUGGGCCAAGAGUGGAGGAAUCCUGGACCACAGAGGACUCAAGCUCAUCCUUGUCAAGUUCUCAGACUCCAUCAUCAUCCAGCUCCAGUUACUUCUCUCCAAAAAGAGAUCGGCCCCCCUCGACCCCGGGCACUACCCCACGCUACAGCAUGAGCCGACUCUCCCGCUUCCACAAACCCCAGCGGCUGGCCAGCCUCUCCUACACCCCAGGCGGACGUCCUCUAAUACCAGACCUGGAGGAACCGGUGGAGUACCUCUACACGGACACGGAGCAGGGUCACGAACUGAUUGAGACCCACGUCCCACCMGCGGCCAACACCUCACUCAGCUCCAGCAUGAGCACGUCCAGCAGCGAGGACACAGUGCUGUACGACUGGCGCUCCCUGCAGGGCGGUGGAGGAACGGUGGUCAAAGGGAAGGAGAACCAGGAGCCCGUGGUGGCUCAGGAGUUGUCAGAGACCAAAGGCCUGACGGACAAGGAGCUGAGACGCAGGCUUGUGGAGAUGGGAGAGAGUCCGGGACCCAUAAGUAACCGCACCCGGCCAGUGUACAUGCAGAGGCUAAGGCGGCUGUUGCUGGAGCCGGCUACUCAACAACAACUGUCGGACCAACCCCAAGGUCCUGUGCAGGGACACAGUCCAGAGCUGUGUGUAGCCCUGCGGACGUUGGUGCUGCCCGACUGCCAGGAAGACGAGCUGGCGCUGUGCCAGCAGUUUGACCAACCAGACCAGAACAGGAAGUGGCGUGAGGGCGUCAUCAAGUCCAGCUUCAACUACCUGCUACUGGACCCCAGAGUAACAAAGAACCUACCGUAUCGGAGUCAUUCCAUGAGCCCUAUGGAUUGUUUUCAGACUUUCAUCAGUGCUAUAUUCUACGUGGGCAAGGGCAAGCGCUCCCGACCCUACAGUCAUCUGUACGAGGCUCUAGACUACCACCGAGGAGAUAAGACUUCUAAGAAACUGUGCUCCAAGGUGCAGCACAUCCUCCAGGUUUGGAAGGCCGAGCAGGGGGUGAUCUCUCUGCACUGCUUCCAGAACGUCAUCCCUGUGGAGGCCUACACGCGUGAGGCCGUCAUGGUGGACGCCAUUGGAUUGAAGAUGCUGACCAAUCAGAAGCGAGGGGACUACUACGGGGUGGUGUCCACGUGGCAGUUGAAGAGGAAGAGGGAGCUGGGGGUGCACCUGCUCUACAGGGCCAUGCAGAUCUUCCUGGCUGAGGGCGAGAGGCAGCUCAGACCWCCUGAUAUCAGGGUGGGACAGUAGUGACCCCCAUUGGGUAGAGUUGGGUACUGCACCAACAGAAAAUGAAAGUGUUUAUUGAACAAGGUGUUGACUAUUUUGCUCUAUUCUGACAAAARUUAGGUUUAAAGGUCCAAUGCAGCUGUUUUUAUCUCAAUAUCAAAUCAUUUCUGAGUAACAAUUAAGUACC